GUCAAGUCCAGCGUCCCGCCACUUUUUCCGCCGUUGGUUCCAGUUCAUCCGUCCAGUAAUCUGGGACUGAGUUCACCAAGCACUCCAGAGCAAGCCUCGUCACAGAUCAAAUCGAGUACACCGUCCGAGAAAUCAGUCAAUCGGACCCCUAUGGAUGACCGAUCCGUUCGACGUCCCCUGUCUUUCGAUCGAAGCCUUCUGGAACGAAUCUUAUCUGCUGGGAUGUUGCGAUCGACGGCUGAGAACCCGGUCACACCUGACGUAUCAGACCACGCUGAUGGGAUCGAGCAAAACGUCCAGCAAUUUCGCGCUUUUCGAAUCGUUUGUGCUGAUCCAACCAGUGGAGAGACACCAAAACGAAACCUGUUGGAGCGUUGUUCCACACUUCAACUGUCCGGUUUAGAUCGAAGCAGUGAGGAUGAACAUGCGGACAAUUCAUUGGAGCGAGCAUGUGAAGGUAUCGCGCGGAACGUUGUUCGUGAAGCCUUUCAUCAAUGGUUAUCGUGUUGUCGAAAACUACGGAUCCUUCGGUCUCGACUGGUAAAUGUUGUCACUCCACGAUUGCUCACUGUCGAUUCUCCCACGGACGCCUCAACUGGGAUUGAUCGGCAGUCCUGGCAACAACUUCGAGACAGUACUGAUACAUGGUCAUCCGCUUGUGUUGAUAUUUGUCUUUCUGUCGCUUACUGUUUGCGCGCAUUGUCUGUAGAAAAUACACCGGUCAACUACGAGGCCGCUGUUUGA
Messenger RNA from Echinostoma caproni, 744 nucleotides. NCBI's taxonomy places the organism in Eukaryota, Metazoa, Platyhelminthes, Trematoda, Plagiorchiida, Echinostomatidae. The record is from the annotation of a GenBank genome assembly.